AAAUAAUUCAAAAUGGCGGACAAAGGACGAAAAGUUUGUUCAAGAAUAUGUGGUUGUUCUUUGUGGCUUCUGUUCAGCUGGUAAGCUUAUGUUGAACUCCUUGUACUAACAUCAAAGCUGUAGAGUACUUAAAAGAGAAACCACUGCAGAUUCUGGAAGGAUUUUUGAAAUCGUUUUGUUUAAUCGACCAUUUUCCAGUGUUAUGUAAGCUUAAGCUUACGUCUAUACAACUACAUACAAGCAGAUAUGAGGCAUGGCGAUGCCUGUGGUGUUGUUUUCUACCUACAAAGCGUAUUUGGUGGGCUUAUAAGCAGGAUUGUUUUAUACGCAGUCUACACUAAGCACUCUCAUAAUUACAGUAGUUGAAAUUCGUCCCUUCUUUUCCAUGAAAGCCAUGACUUGUCACUCACCAACAGAUGUUUCAGAUUGUGUCAUAUAAGUGUACAUAGAGAGACAACUUAGCCCAUUAUUUUAUUUAGGUUGUAGGCUUGUAUCCAGAGAAGUCGAUCCAGUGUGCUACCCUCUCGAACUGAACAUUAAUGGGAUGCCUAUCUGCUCAAGCAGCUUAUAAUAAGCAUAGGUUAAUAUACCUCAGUGCCUUCCAAAGUAAAACAUGUGUAAUUUUCCCACCCAUAUUUAACCGAAUAUCCAAAACAAUUCAACUUCUUCUGAACAGUUUCUAAGAUGUUCAGAAGACUUCACGAAUCUUCACUGUUUUCUAAGGUUACUUCAAGUAACUCAGUAACCUUAGAAAAUAGCUGGUAGUUCAUGACGCCAUCACUGGUUUCCCAUGUAAAUGAUUGAGGACUGAGGGCAAAAAUUCCAUGCUGGUGAUGCAUCAUUAAUUACUCAGAUCUAGGUAUUGCUGAUUGUAAAAUUUGUUCCAACCAAUCAUAAGCACUACCCCCAUUUUUGGUAGUGACACUGUCAGUAUGGAAUUUCCACACUCAUUCCUCAAAUGCCCUUUAAUGGGGAAAUCACAUAGUGGCGUCACAAAAUUUUCUUGGCUGUUUUCUCAGGCUAUUAACAAAUAUGCUCUGAUGACUUCUGAAUGUUGCUCAAUUUAGCAGUACAAAAAGCAAAAUCGUGGCACCAAAUUGCCGAGAUCACACAUAUCGUGGCUAGAUUACUGAGGCAAGGUUUUGUGAGGCCUUAAUAUAGCUUAAUUAUUACUAAGGACUCAAACGUGACCUUUAGCUUUUAGUACCAUUCAUUGGCUUAUUUUGGGUGGAAAUUGAAUUUAUUUUUUCAUGUUAAUGGUCACUGAAUGGUUAAAGUAGUCUUGAAUUAUGUAUUAUGUUUGGAAUCAAAGUUUUUGAUCUCAAGGCAAGGAGUGUGACACAUGCAUACACUGUAAUACAUGUGGUUGGGUGGUAUUGGUUAAAUUCCAGCUGCACAUUUAAAUUCUUAUACCAGUUGCUUUCAAAAUGUAGAUUAAUGUUAAUCAUAAUAUAGAGAAAAUAUGAGUGCAGGACUAAUCAUUACCUACUUUUUCACGUUAAAAUAAUCUGCAGGUUUGAUCUGGCAAACUGUUUUGUAAGCAGGUACAAUUCUGUUCUUUGAAAAUUAACUGUGAACAUCAUGACCCACAGGGGGCACAACAAAAUUUAAUAUGAUUCACUGGGAUGAUCAAAGGAUGCUCUUUGUGUGUUUUCUUGUUUUUUUUUUGACAGUUUUUCAGUAGAGCCUCAAGAAAUACCACUUCCUGACACAUUUAUUAAUCCUGCAUUUCAAGUGGCACAUCAUUUAUGGUGAGUAAACUUAAAGUUCCAAUUACUUUAAUUUUUUAAAAUCAUGGGGAAAAUGGUAUCAUUUAAGGCAUUGUGGCCAGUGUAUUGAAGUGCUUUGUUACAGUGAAAUGAAUUGUUGUAAUUGACUGGCUAUGUCCUCUUGCUGUUUGAGGAGGUGUAGGGCAGUAAUGACAAAAUGAGAAUUGAUAUAGUUAGGAGUGAUGGUUUGUCCUUGUUCCAUGACAUGUUGUGUACUUACAGACUGCUGCAGGCAGGAUUUGUUAUGUAGGAGAUCUAGAGCUCUGACAAUCAUGAUCUAGAUCUCAAAGUUAUACUCCUUGGUUAAUAUAUUGUUUAUCAUAAUUUAACUGCAACCCACAUAAAACAUUGAAUUAAACCUACUUGAUCACUCGUGGCUGUAUAACAGGUUCUUGUAUUUUUGGGUGUUAAAGUGUCAGAUUUCUGCCAAGAGGUUCUUAAUCCACUAGGUUCUUAUUUUUGUGGGGGUUUACUGUGUCCAUUAUAGAACUUAAGGUAGCAGAGGUACAUGUGUUGCAAGUCAAAAUUAUAUUCAGGUGAAAAUUUUUCAACCUAGGUUGAUUCUCAGUCUCUUUUGUCUCUUUGUCCUUAUUCAUGAAUAAUUAGGGCUAGGAGACAAAGAAAAUAAAUAAUUAACAUUUGUUAAAAAAUUUUAACCUGAUUAUAAUUCUGGCCUGUAACGUAUAUUUUAUACACAGCUGUUGAAUUAACCAUUUUUCAUUUUGUUACCGGCACACACAUGUCUGUUAAUCGACCAGCAGAAAAAAAUAGAAAUAAUUAAUAAGGGGAACAUGAGCUUUUUUUCAAGCUCUAUUUAUCGGUAGUUUUGAUUUUAAUGUACGGUAUUGCGGUAUCAUUUAGCCCUGUGGUCGUGCGGUUUUUUAUCCUUUUGACUAAUGGUAUUUGUUAAAAGAAGAUCUUUCACGGUAUUGCAGUUGUGAUACUGUUUCAGUUGCACUCUCCUGUCUAAUACAGGUCAAUAUUUUUAAGACUUCAGACUUAAUGGUAAAUAAUUGCACAAUUUCUGUCUUGGUUGGGCAUCCAAGACCAUCUACUGACUGGCUUUUAGAUGGUUGUCCUGAUCAAAUCGAGAUCUUCUCAUGUUUUCUCUCAAUGGCUGAGGUUGAUUGUUGUGAUAAACAGACACACAAGAUGAUUACAACAGCUUACUUUAAGUAAGCGUGACUGGUCAUAAAUGCGGUAUCGGUAUUUCAUUGAUUUUCGACACGGUAUUUCGAUAUUUGCCAUUUUUUCUCACGGGAUUGGUAUUGGGUACGGCCCCAAUGUCCCUGUCAUUAAUAUAAUAAAGAUAUGGUGUUGUGUUGUGGUGUUCCAAUCCUCGUGAUCUUUUACCAUGAUCACUUUUGCUUUCAGGGAAGGAAAGACAACACAAAUAAUUAAAGAGCUAAACAAGGUGCACAAGCCUUCAUAUAUUUUGGCCACCCCACAGCACACUUUGUACAUUUCAAGGUGAGAAUUUCAUCAAGUGCUUUAUACUUAACCCUGGGAGAUACAUGGAUACUUGUAAAAUGAUACAGCAUAAACUGGAUUUCUUAGUGUUAUCUUGAACAAAAGAGGAUAGUAAAACACACUGUAAUCUAAGAAAUUGGGGAUCCUUAAUUGCUUGGAAUAUUAUUUUAUAUGAAAUCCAUGGUGCCCAGUGCAUGAGUUUUUUGGACAAGCUUCAUGUAAGAUUUCCUAGGCACCAAAGGGCAAAAGUAAGGUAAUAUUGCCAAUCUAGGCAGUUCAUCAUUACCAUGAAAACCAAAAUGAUUGUUGACAUAACUUAUACCCAGAAUUAGUUAAUGCUUUCAGCAACAGCUUUGCACUGCUUCAUUUGGUGCAGAGAGCUAACAGCCCACAUAGAAAUGUUUCCUCCAUCUGUAACAUGGCACUAAUGAUAACUUGAUUUCGUUUUCCUCUUUUUUAUUCACUUAUUUAGCUUUCUGUUAGACCAGGUAAGCUUAUUUUUUUGGUAAUCUUAAGUCACUUCUGAUGAUUGUAUCAAGUGAUAAAGUUUCCAUGCUUUCUUCUUGUAGUCUUAAAGUUUGCUUAAAUUAAUAUUAUAUCAAGCUAGCCGAUACCAACAAGUUGUGAGAAACCCCUUCCUUACUUAAUACAGUCAAACCUUGUUAAUAAGGACACUGUGGGGGCCAUAGAAAGUGUCUGUAUUAACGAGGUGUCCAUGUAUAGCAGGUUGAAUUUAGAGAAAAUGUGAGCGCCUGCUUUCUCCAGGGACAAGAAAAACUGUCUGUAAUAAUGAGGUGUCCAUAUUAAGCGGGUGUGCAUUUGUGUCAAUAUUUUGUUAGUCUGUUUAAAUUAUUUGUAAUCCUUAACAUCACAGGUGUUGUUUGUAGCAGACACCAGGCAAACAGGGACUCCUGCUGUUACAUUUACUCAGGGGCAUGGGCUGGAUGGACCUUGGGGAAUGGUAGCUGGUAAGAAUCCAUACCACACUUCUAUUGCUGGUAGAUCAGCUACAAGAUAAUUUCCUUCUAAUCAUUAAAUAUAGAACAUAGGGUUUUGCAGUCAGUAGCCCGCCUGUGUAGCAGGUGCUUGAGAAAUUUAUCAGGUGCAAAUAAUAUUGCCUCCAUCACAGUCCUUUAUUAUAUAAAAUAACUAAGACAUUCUAUAUGUAUACACAGUAUGAUUGUCUGAGAGGCACAUGAGAGUACCUGUAUGUAAACACAGUAAAAUUAAACUGUUGCGAUGUCAAGAUGUUUUUGUUGUGCAUGCAUUAAUUACGCUUACGAAUUUGAAAAAGUGCUGUUACAAGUUUGAUGAUAAAAUCCACUGGUGACUGUCAUUGCUGCCACUUACAUGUACUUCCUAAUGUGGCAGUCACUUAGGGACUAAACCUCAUAGUUCUAUAUUUUGUAUGAAUUUUUUGUUGAUACUUGCAAAAAUCAGACGUAAUGUAAUAUUAUUGGAUUUAAUAUUAUAACGAAAUCUCUUUCAGAUGACAAAUACUUGUAUGUUGCAAGUUUUACUACAGAUCAGAUACACAAGUAUGACCUACAAACAAAAAGGUGGGUCUAAAUUCUUUCUUACCGGUAUGUUUACCAAAUAACUUGGUGAUAGUUUUUCCAGUCUGUCCACAAAUACACGAAAGACUUAAUGGAAAUGUUGUAGUAAAUUUUUUAUCUCAGGUAUUUUUUUUUCUUUUGUUUUUUGGGUAUGGUAAUGUGUGCUAAUGAAGUUGAAAGUCUUGGAAAAGAAAAAUAAAAAUUACAUGAGAUAAAAAAAUUAGCUACAGCAGAGAUAUAGCAAGAGCGCAAUCACAGGUUAAUUGCUCCCUGCCGCUGGGGACAUUUUGCGAGAUUCAGCGCAUUGUACGUUUGAUUUUUCUGUCAUUUUGUCUUUUAUCUGUCAUUCGCAAAAAUAGCUGGAAGAGUACAAUUAUUACAUUGACCAAUCAGAGCUCUUGACCAGACUCUGAACCGAUAUACGUCAUCAGCCCUCUUGUCAUCAGUCACUCGUGUUCAGUGUUUUGAGGGAUAUUUAAGUUAUUUGUCAAGGAAAGCAGGGACAAGGGAAGUAAUGGGAAAGGGAGCAAAACUCCCGGAGGAGGAGGGGUACUCCUGGGAAUUCUUGGUGGGGGUCUGCUGCCCCGUUCUCCAAAUCCUGAUCCUAUUUCAGACGAAAAAAUGUCAUUUUUACUACCUGUUUUCAGACCAGACCUCUUUGAAAUUAUGUCGUCAUUACUUAGAUAAGAACAGCUACAAAAAACAGGGUUGUCACUAAGAUUUCAAGUUGCCGGGAAAAUACAACAAGUAGGCAGGAAAUCAAACAGCUAGGGAUUUCUUUUGGUUCUAUUUUUCUUCUAUUUGCCAAUAAAAGUAGCAGGGGGUCACACUCAUAGUAGCCGGCGGAAAUCACUGGUCCCCGGCUCUUAAUGACCACCCUGAAAAAUAUUUCUUAAAAUCUAUUUUGAAUUCGCAUAUUUCUCUCUUUUUCUUACUGAUGUGGAAUUGAAACGAUAAAUACGUUCAUACACUCCUGUAGUUCCCUCUAAGUCCAUACCCGAUUCUAGACCUAUAUGUCUAUACUUGUUUUUAGACCAAAAUGGCACAAAAACCCUACCCUUUGGGGUGGCACGUACUUCUUUGGCUUAUAUAAGGGAGUACGGAGUACGCCCGCCCCCCGCCCCCUCCCCCGAAGAACUUUCCCCUAACCUUUCUCUCCUUUUCGUUCCCAUCACUCCUUGCUCGCACUUUGCGUUCAUUCCCAUCAUUCUCCACUCGUGCUUCUCGCUCCUUUCCAGCUCCCCUUUUAACAGACCCUGCUUAGGAAGGCUUGUGGAGGAGGCUGUAUUAUCAGUAUAAAUUUGUUAGACUCACUAAACGUCUCAGUGGCGGGGAAUGAUAGGCUGUAAUUGCAGGUUAAUGCAUAUUGAAUUUUGAGAUGACAUUAAUGUGCACAGGUUUGUAGCUGCAUUUGGUAAUGAGAGUUACCUUGAUUGCCCUGAGGGAAUGGCUCUUGGUCCUAACAACACACUUUAUGUGGCAAGCUUUCUUGAUGACAGGGUGGUGAAAUUUUCUUUACCUGAUGGCGCAUUUCUGGGCGUGGUGAGUUUCCAGCGUGAUGCCAUAUGUUUAUGUUACCUCAGGACUCAAAAAAUGUCCCUUUUGGUACUGAGUUCUGGGGUACUUACCAUGUGACGGAAAAUUUCGGAAAUUCCGGAUGGAAGGUAAAUGGUAAGGUCACUUUUCGGAAAUUCCAACCGAAAAUUGAGGAGUACGUUUUGAGGUAGUCCGUUCAUUGCGGUUGGUACGAACCAAACGAAAAUGUUGCUUACCAUUUACCAAUUUCUCGGUUCCUUCUCGGUUCCAGACUCACGCUACUCAAAUUCGUGCCUUUUUUGGAUUCAAACCGUAACGGAUGUGGCAAUUCUGCGGUAAACUGGUAAAUCGCUUACCAUUAUGCUUUUGACACCCCAACCGGAUUUUUCUGUCAAAUGGUAAGCACCCUGGACAAGCAGAUUUUCCUGCUGGGCAAGUAACAUUUAAAGCUCACUCGCUCAAUGGGUAAGGGUCCAGGCAAGAUAUCCUCCAACUAAAUCAUUAACUAAGACAAGCAAGUAGUCGCCCCGGGCAAACAAAAUGUGAGAACUGCUCGCCUAAAGGACAAGCUGGGAUUCAAGGUUUUUCGAGCCCUGCACUUAUCUGAAUUUCUUCACAUUUGACAGUGAUAACGUGAAGCCGUGAAAACGUCAUAAAACGUUUGAACGUUUAAUUUUUUUUUCUUACAGGUUGCUGACAGAAGCCAUGGUCUUAAAGGGUAAGAGACGAUAUAAAACGUUACCCUGGAUAAAAAUUUAUUACGUUUUUAAACAGGCUUCAUUAAGGGGGAGCGAGAAAGGGGGUAAAGGCGUUCUUUCGCAGUCUGUCCUUAGUCCCCUCUGAUUGAACCGGACUCCUCGCAUAGGCUAAAAAAAUUUACAAAGAACGCGAUGGCUUCAUUAAGGGGGAGCGAGAAAGGGGGUAAAGGCGUUCCUUCGCAGUCUGUCCUUAGUCCCCUCUGAUUGAACCGGACUCCUCGCAUAGGCUAAAAAAAAUUACAAAGAACGCGAUGGCUUCAUUAAGGGGGAGCGAGAAAGGGGGUAAAGGCGUUCUUUCGCAGUCUGUCCUUAGUCCCCUCUGAUUGAACCGGACUCCUCGCAUAGGCUAAAAAAAUUUACAAAGAACGCGAUGCAUAAAGAGGAAAAUGGAUGUAAAUUUUGAGUUUAUUAAGUGGUGUUUUUUAGCGGUAAAUUCAAAAUACUCACGCGCAGUAAAAUGUACAUGUAUGUCAUGGUUCCGGUUUAGCGGAUUCUUGCAAGUGGUCGCCUACGACUCUAAAACACGUCUGUUUCAUCGGUACGUAAGUUCUUGGAAGAUUUCCAGAAGAUGCAGUGACCAAAUUGGAACAAUUUUCAGCUAAAACAGCUUUUUGUGGUUGUUUUUUUUGUUCUACUACUUUAUUGUCUUAGUCGAGAAAAAAAUUGCAUUUUGUUUCACCAAUGUAGCUCUUGUAACAGUCUUGUGACGGAAAUGAAUAAAUGGGCGAAGAGUCUGAUAUUUUAGACUGGGUCCUUCGGGUAAGGGAAAUAUUAAGUAGAUAAAUAAAGUGUUCGUAACUCCUAACCAACAAGAAUAACUCUUUCGUUUCCAGACCCGAGGAUGUCGCGCUUUUACCUGAUGGUUCACUGCUAAUUUGCAGUCAUUACACGGAUGCGGUGAUGCGGUUUAACUCCUCUACUGGUUAGUAACAUAGAUCGACAUCGUCAAGCCAGUGGGGUGGGGGUCCUUGCUUAAAGGCCGGUUUUCUGUAGUGACGGAGUGGAAGACUUAAUCGGACUCGUAACAGUGCGUUGAUGUAAACAUACUUCGCUGUAGUUAAUUGGAGUUUUGUUUCAAGAAUACCGACUGAAGGCCACUGAAAAGCCUUUUAACUGAUUUCUUAAUCGUGUUAUUUGCAGGUGAGAAGCUGGGUGUUUUUGCCAAAGUGGAAAAACCAGUUGGUUUGACCGUGGGCUCAGAUGGGUGAGUUCAUAUAAGCAAGAAUCGUUCGUAAAGAAGGCAGAGAAAUUACUGCAGUGUCAACUUUCGGCAAUUCAUCACAUUAACAGGCUUAUAGUAGUUGCCACUCAGUGGUUUAAAGUUUCAGUGUGUGUUUAGGUUUAAGUAGGUAGACCCUCACCGGCUGAGAGGCAAAUAAACUGUACUACGGAAAAUCGAGGCUGUGUUCAUGCUACAGCUGAUGCUAUACCGGAUAGCCGCUCUUGCGCCGGCGCGAAAACCUGUCGUACCGGAUAGGUUCGGAUAGGGCUUCUGUUCAAUUGAUUUCGGCGUGAUUUCUGUAACGGAGCGAAGCUACGCCCACGCCGAUCUCGAAAAGAGGAACGUCACAUAUGGGAUAGGUUGGUUCCACAAUAGUCUGCUACACAGCCGUUUAUAAUGUCGUCACGCAACGCUCCUUCCCAAGAGGAGCAGGAGCGUUGCGUGACGUGACGACACUAAAACCGCUGUGUAGUAGACUAGUGCCACACUGGUGUAGUGUGGACAGGUAUUCGGACAAUAGAGGAAGUGAAUAAGUAGGAGCGAGGACUGGAAUAAACUGAGAAGGAAAACAUUUACUAAACCCUUUUGGUCAACCGCCCCGGCACGGUAUUCAAUAUGCGUGAACGUCUUGUUCCAGUUCUGUGCUGUUGCUGUUCAUAAUGUACCGGAUAAGGUUUGAACAUAAUCUGAGCUCGAAACAUCAACUUUUGAUUUUUUUUUUCAGUAUAGUGGUGAAUUUACCUUAUCCGCAAUGCAGCUGAUAAAUAAAACUUUCGUGUUCAAAUUACUCAUCAACACAAAUGUAUAGUAGCAUCUCUCUGUAUUGUAAUUGCUCUAGCUUGAAGAAUGUAAUUAUCAGCAAGUGGUUAAAUCUGAUGCCGAGUAACCAACAUAAGUUGUUCUCAUUUCUUGUUCCACAGAAACGUGUACGUGACAAGUUAUGUUACAAAUAGCAUCCUUCGGUUUGACGGGCAAACAGGUUGGUUCAUAGUAACACGAGACAAAGUCAGUCUUGCUAGACUUGAGAUAAUCUGUUAACAGAUAGGCCAACGCCCAGUGGGAUCUCAGAGCGAAUUCUCUGCUCCAUCCUUUGUGUCUUAGUGCUUCGCGGAGCAACAUUCAUUUGUGCAAUUUUGCCACUUCCUCUCUGGCUUCGUAGCUCAGUUGGUAGAGUGACGGUACAUUUUACCGUACGACUCGGUUGCCGCGCGUGGUUCCCUGAUACCCGCUCUUUACGGGUGCCAACGUUCAGUUAGGUUUAUGGGUUAUAAAAAAAGCAGUUCACUUGUCUGUCCCAUCUGCUGUUUUACAGUUAGUCUAACGAUAAGAAGCGAUCAUAUUUGCCGUUGUUUUAAUCCUUUCGUUCUUACUGACUCUUCCCUGUGUAUCCGAGGGUGGUUUUCGCCAAAAACAACAACAACAACAACAACAACAACAAACAAACAAACAAACAAAGGAACUAGUUACGUGAUAACCAGGGCCGACUUGAUCGAAGGACAAUUUAGCGCCGCAAAUCCCGGCUUAGUUACCACGACAAGUCAAUUGCUAUGGUUUCAGUUAACCAAGACUGAGAAUGAUUCAUUCUCUCUUGAGUUAACCGACCGGGCGCCGAACAAUUCGGCCCAGGGACCUGUUUCUCGAAAGUCCCAGUAACUUUUCGGGACCGGGAAGCUUUUCUGCGUUGGUUGUGUUUGCAUUCUAGAUCAAAGUUUCAAUAAUUUGAAACUAAUAAAUGAAACUAUCAGUUAACGAAGCAAAAUUGACUGGUUUGUGGACUAGGAACUGGGCUACUUUUCAACAGGUUUUUAAAAGUUUCCGGGCCUUUUCCGAGAAACGGGCCACAGGCUAUUGGGAGCUCCCAGUUGUUCGAAGACCGAUUAGCGCUAACCCAGGGCUAAAUUUUGUCCCAGGGCCGAGUAGUUCAAAGCCGGGUUGAGAUAACCCAGGGUUAGUGCGAGAUUUGAAUUCAGAUUUGAAAGCUUAAAAAGCAUUUCAGUUUUAAUUCUUUUUGUGUGCAAGUUGAUGAUUGAAAGCUCUAAAUAUAACAGAGGAAAUUAUCCGAGAAAAUGCUUUUGAACACAAGAAAGAGAAACCCGGGUAAAAUUUAACCCCGGGUUAAGCGCUAAUCGGCCUUCGAACAACUGGGCCCAGGUUUCUAUUUCUUUUGUUCAAAAGCAUUUUUCAGAAUAAUUUUUUCGAUUCUUUUUACAGCAUCAAAUCAUCCAAUUGUGGACAAAAAGAAUAAAACUGAAUUUGCUUUUUAAACUUUCAUAUCUGAAUUGAAAUUUUGUACUAACCCUGGGUUAUUUUAACCCUGCUUUGAACAACCCAAACUACUCCAAUGUACAGUUAAGUUGUCCAAGCGAAAAUUUACAAAUAGACCCUUUCUGUUGUAGGCGAGUUUAUUGAUGUUUAUGCUGCCGGCGGUGGACUAGAAGGACCAUCAAGUGUCAGGUAAAUGGGAAAAAAGCUCUUGCAGCCAGUGAAGUGCCGUGACCCACUGAUUUUUUCAACAAGAAUUCUACCUAAAAUGGAUCAUUCCAAUUGAUUUCGUAAGAUUCUUCCAGUUGCCGGAAAGAUUUUUAUCCCCAUAAAAGAAGACCCUCAGUGCGUUGUCUCUCACUCAGACGUUAGUUGUUGUAACGUAAUGUCUGUCAGCCAGCGGGAGUAUUCGCAUUGAAUAUUCCGCCGGUAGCUGAUUAAAAUCACGCAGCUAGCAAGAAUUGUACCUUAAUAAAGUUUUUACCAGCCAGCUAAAACUCAGCCUGCGGAACGGAUAUUUUGUGGAAUUGCUCCAUUGGGUACUUCUGAGUGUUCUUACGUUUUGAUUCUAAGACGAGAAGAAGUACGAAAUUUUCUCAAUUUCAAGUAGGGCGUGAGCGUGAACCAGCGUCAUUUUGACGGGAAAAUAUGGAAGCCGUCGUCAUUCUACGACGAGUUUUAGCGAGCAUGUCGUAGUGGCGGCGGAAACAAGUUUAAAUGUUGAAAGUUUUAUCAUUUUGCGAUUGGGAGAGGGUAUAACUCCCUUUAAUAAAGAUAACAGUGCUAACUGUUCAGGUGAAUCAAAAGUACAACGAAGUUUUCCGGGUUGUCUUUUUUUUGAGAAUACGCGAGAAAACGUUAAGUCAAAUCUCGUACUAGGUAGUCGUUCUCGUCCUUGAAUAUAAAGGUCUUUAAUACGACCUAACGUGCACCCACAGUUUUAUAAUGAAACUGACGUAACUUUUUUAUGUCUCUUUUGUACAGUUUUGCUGACGUGCGAACUCUUUACGCAGCCAGUUAUGAUAGUGACCGAGUGGUGCUGUAUAAUAGUACCUCAGGAUUUUCUUACACUCUUCCUGGAAAACGAAAUGAGCAGCCUGGAAAUGGUAUGUACAAUUAUGACGUAAGAUCCAUUUUAGUAGCCUCCGAUGCAGACGUUCUUAGGAAGGCGUGAACGAACCCCUUAGAACAGGUCAUGACAUUCCUGGUUGUACAGUGACUCGUUCAUACCCGUUUUAAUUCUGAUAUAGGAGUCAUAUUUUUUGCAGGAAAUUUCUCAAGUAUUUGGCUAAUCUGCGACUAAGCUCUCCCUUUAUGGCGAGCGCAGCGAACCGCGAGAGAACUCGCGUCUCCUUUCGCGUGCUGCUCUCGCGUGACUUCUCGCAACUCCCCCAAAUGGACAGCCAGCCCACGCACUCGUCUAAACCAUUUGUAUAGUCCGUCGACGCUCUAUACAGAAGGUUUACAGCGUCUGCGACGCAGGCAAAAGAAUUUGUCGCCAAAAAGAAUUCCUACAGAUUGCGUAAAGCCUUUCUCAUGUUAGCCUGGAACAGGCUCCAAGAUAAUGGGAAAAGCGGAUCGAAAAGUGUUGCGCCAAAACCGCGUGGUGGCGGGGGAGAGACUGUUCGCUCGCUUUUUUUCGCUAAAUCCGCACUGACCGAGAGCCUGGUACGGGCUAGUCCAUAACGUCAGCCUUAGGUCAAGACAAAUUUCCAUCCCCGCCUGUGUUGGUGUAAGUAGGGCACGAGGUGUUCACGUGUAAACUUAGGCUCAUCGAAUAAUUCUGAAUUUUUUCAAAUGUCAUUCAUUAUUGUUAUUGUUGUCUUUCAGGUUCUUUCAGGAAUACAACCCGAGACAGAUAACGAUUACUUACCAUUUAUUUUCCAACGAAUUUUAAAUACUAUCAAAGAUUUUCAAGAGAGAAUAAAGAACGGUCCUUUUUCUUCUUUUGGGAAUUUUCAUCAUGUUUAUAGUACAUGUACCUCUGUGAGUGGUAGAUAUAUUAAUUUUAGCGAACAAAGUCGUGUUUUACUCACAUUUACUCACUCCGAUCUGUGCUGUCGGCCUAACAGAAUACAUCACACUUUUAAAAAUCGUUCAACAAUUCAUCUUUAUUGUGGAAACAUAGUUUAUUUAAUAUUUUUCAGUCACUUGAAAAUAAAUAAAUAAAUAGUAUUCCAUCGAUUAGUCCGGUGUUUUAAAAAUUUUAUCGCAGUUUUUUAACUGCCUUAUGGCGUUCGUGCUUCUCAAUAGCUUUCUUUCACGAAUUAUUUUAUACGUUCAUACGAAAAUGAACGGUAUGAAUAUAUUUAAAACAAUUUAAUAACAUGACCAGUUCUCCUC
Molecule: messenger RNA, 12916 nt
Organism: Porites lobata
Lineage: Eukaryota; Metazoa; Cnidaria; Anthozoa; Scleractinia; Poritidae
Source: the annotation of a GenBank genome assembly